Molecule: messenger RNA, 2421 nt
Organism: Macrosiphum euphorbiae (potato aphid)
Lineage: Eukaryota; Metazoa; Arthropoda; Insecta; Hemiptera; Aphididae
Source: the annotation of a GenBank genome assembly
AUGUCUUAUAUAAAUGCUUACAAGAAUCGGUCUACCACCAAUGGUACGUCUGAAGAUGAAAAACAAACUUUAUUGGUGUUUGGAUAUUCGUGCAAAUUAUUUAAAGAUGACGAAAAAGCGCUUUUCAUUGAUCAAGGAAAGCAUUUGAUACCUUGGAUGGGCGAUGAUGCAUUAAAAAUAGACAGAUAUGAUUGUCGUGGGGCUUUAAGUGACUUAAAGUCUGUAGAAGCCUUACCGUUUGGACAAAGCCGGUGGGAAGGAUUGACAGCUGAUGAAAAGAAAAUCGAACAGUUAUGUGAUGAAGAAAGGUAUAAGUCUCUCAAUGAUAAAAGUGAAGAAGAAUCAAUUUACCAAGAGGAAGAACUUAAACGGCUCCACCAGGCUUUAAAUAAUGAUGAAAAAGAAUAUGGGCAAGUUGGUUAUAAAUAUGAGGAUGAAUCUUCAAAUACUUCCGAACUAAAAACUGCAGAUGAUACAGAUUAUGAUCCUGAACUGGAAGAAGCUUUUAUUCCCCCUAGAGAAUUGGAAAUUCCUUCUAAUAUGCACGUGCCUCCAACGAAAAAAUUAAAUGCUAUUAUUGAAAAAACUGCAUUGUUCAUAUCCAAGCAUGGAGCACAAAUGGAAGUUUUAUUAAAGGCUAAACAAGCGCACAAUCCUCAGUUUGAAUUUUUGUCAUUCGACAGACCACUUUACCCUUACUAUCAACAUGUACUUUCAGCUAUCCGGUCUUGCCGCUAUAAUCCUACACUUGCUAAUGAUAGUGCCGAAGAUUCGUUAGAUUCCUCAAAUGAAGAGAGUUACCUUCAUCCAAGCCUAUUAAAAAGUGCAAAACAACCAGAAACGACGCCAUUUAUACCAAAUAUAACGUACAAACCUUCUGCUGACUGUUCAUACUCAUUACUAGUUAAUAAAAUUAAAGAGAAACAAUCUGCAAUGCCUGUAGAGGAAACCAUCAUAAAUGAAGUAGAAACUCCUUCUAUAAAUGUAACUACAUCAGAAUUUGAUGGACUUACUAAAUCAGCCAGACGGCGUUUGAAGAAAAAAUUGGUUUCUCAAUCUACAUUAAAUGCUUCAAAUUCUCCGGACACAGAUGAUAAUGAAAUAAUUGAUGAACUAAGUUCAGUCGAACCUGCUUCUAAUAACAAAACUGAAUCAGAAAUUUCUAAUCCAGUUCAUCAAAACGUUACUGUUGGUAUUGAUGUGCCACCUAAUGAUUUACAAAUUAUUAUUGACAAAAUGGCUUCUUAUGUGACAAAAAACGGAAAACAAUUUGAAGAAACUGCUCGAAAAAGACAGGAUCCACGACUGAAAUUCCUAGAGCCUGAUGACUCUUUUAAUGCAUAUUAUACUCAAAAGCUUAAACUAUAUGCCACGAUUAAACGAUUGGAACAAACAGCUCCAUCCAAAUCAAAUGUGGAUUCUAAAACAAAUUCCAAAUUACCUGUGUGUUUUUCACUAAAAAAACAAAAAGAAUCUGAAGUGGUUGAGAUAAAAAAAAGUGCUCUUGAAGAUAGUUCAAACGAAACAAGUGAUGAUGAACAUAAAAAAGACCGUAUUAAUAAAACAGAAUCAAAUCAUAAUAAAUCGAAUAAAUCUUCUGUGUCCGUGAAGAAAAAUUCAUUACAAAAUACAGCUAAAUUAGCUGAAGAAAGAUUAAAAGACAAAUUAGCUAUGGCAGCAAAAGAAAAACUUUUUAUGUUGGAAAGAGAACGUACCAAAAAAGAAAAAGAAAAAAUUCAAGCUGAAAGAAAAAGAAAGGCUGCACAAUUUUUGGCUUCUAUGAAAAUCAUAUCAUCAUCAUCGUCUUCCAAAAGUUCAAAUACUAUCAAGCCUGAAGAGAAAUCAGAAACUCACAUUCCAGGCAAUUUGCCCGUUCAUACAGCUGUAGUGAAUACUGUUGAUCAGAAACCGUCUACAGAUGAAAAAAAUGGUUUACCAGAUCAUGAUUUAAAUGUUCAACCACUUACUUCCAAAGUACAAGACAUAAUAUCUAUUGGUUCUAGUGAUGAAGAUAUAUCUACUGAUGGUCAUUUAAAUAAAAAUAUAAAUGGGAAUAAAAGUAGCAAAUUAUCUUUGCAAUCAAGACUCCAAGAAACGUUAUCUAGAGACAAUAAGCGCAAAAAAAUAGAAAGAUGUGAGAAAGAAAAAGAUAAAGAUUACAAACGAAUAAAACAUUAUGAUGAAAGUAAAGAAAAAUCUCCAGAUCAUCGAUAUUCAUCUCGUGACAGAGAUCGAAGUAGCAGGCGUUCGAAAAAGUCUCACUCUAGCCAUCAUAGUUCAUCAAAAGAUCGCAAGAGAGAACGUAGUAGUAGACAAUCCAAACAUAAACAUAAAUCAAAAAAGUCUAAGAAACACGUACGAAAUCAUAAUUCAGACUCGUCCGAUGACAGUUCCAAUACAAACAACAGUCGUUUAUCAUGA